AGGACUAAAAACAAGGCAUCGCAUCCCUUUUGGGCAUUUGGCUGAGAAAAGUCGUACUAGUAUUAUUACUAAUACUACUAGAAGGACCUCAACGUUAUUUUAUUUCUCCUCCGGGAAUCGAUCGGGUGAGAAGAAGGAAGAUGGAGUCAUCGCAGAACACAGUCGUGGGAACCCCCCCAGUUAGCGGCGGAGGCAACGGCAUGACAAUCUCUCAGUCCAACGACGCCUCACCGGUGGAAUCCACCGCCAUGAAUGCCUCCACCCCUAACCCCAUCGACGACCCUAAGCACAACCUUACCCAAGUCAUCAACUCUGUUCAGAAAACCCUAGGAAUUCUCCACCAGCUCUACCUCACUGUCUCCUCCUUCAACGUCGCCUCCCAGCUCCCCCUCCUCCAACGCCUAAAUAAUCUGGUUUUGGAGCUGGAUAAUAUGUCGAAAUUAGCUGAGAAGUGCAACAUUCAGGUCCCUAUGGAGGUUCUCAACUUGAUUGAUGAUGGGAAGAAUCCGGAUGAGUUCACCAAGGAUGUUAUCAAUAAUUGCAUUGCUAAGAAUCAGAUAACCAAAGGCAAAACUGACGCCUUCAAGGGUCUGCGUAGGCAUCUUCUAGAAGAACUUGAACAGGCAUUCCCUGACGAGGUGGAAGCUUACAGGGACGUACGUGCAGGCUCUGCAGCUGAACUGAAACGAUUUGCGCAAGCACAAAGUAUGCUACCAAAUGGAGAUGUCAAGGUGAAGAGUGAGAUUUAGGAGUGAUGACAGGUUAAUUGGUAUAAAUUUGAUUAGUAUUUAUAAUAUGUACCUGUUUCUGAAUACAAAAAUUUGUCAUGGCAAAAUCUCUGUGUUGAAUACUUGGAUCCCUGAAGAAUACCAUAUAAAAAUGCUGCUAUGCCAGAGCUACUUUGAAAUGCUGCUGACUUUAAUUUUAAGGGUUUUGUUUGUCA
Coffea eugenioides is the source of this 943-nucleotide messenger RNA. RefSeq names its product mediator of RNA polymerase II transcription subunit 10b-like. Gene Ontology annotation, biological process: positive regulation of transcription by RNA polymerase II. The transcript has 5 exons. The record is from RefSeq and is a predicted model, not a curated record. The coding region runs from base 141 to 749 and encodes 202 amino acids. Gene Ontology annotation, cellular component: chromatin; mediator complex. Gene Ontology annotation, molecular function: transcription coregulator activity. NCBI's taxonomy places the organism in Eukaryota, Viridiplantae, Streptophyta, Magnoliopsida, Gentianales, Rubiaceae.